AUGAAUUUCGGCAUAGUUAUUCUUUUUUUCGGCCUACCUUUUGCGUCUUCAAUGUUAAGGAGGCUGCCAGUACCAGCUUGUCGAGCUACCGGUAUCACGGCGUAUUGUCACAAUAUCAAAUUUGAUUCUUAUAGGAUAGAAGCUGCGAUGAAUAAGGCAAUGGAAAUUUACCGUAAUUUUCUACCAGAAUCUAGGGCAAAGGAAAACUUAUUCUAUAUUGGGCAUUCUGCAGAAAAUGGUCAUGAGUUUUGUUACCCCUUGACCAUGACUAAGAAAGAAAUAAAGAAAACUCCUGGAAUCCAGGCGUACGUGUACUUCAACCAAGUCUGCCGCUUUAUGACAGUCAUGGAAAUGUUUACUAAUGGACAAUUUCCUACACAUACUGAUUGUGAUAUUACGCGAAACUAG
This is a messenger RNA of Blumeria graminis f. sp. triticale, 408 nucleotides long. The record is from the annotation of a GenBank genome assembly. NCBI's taxonomy places the organism in Eukaryota, Fungi, Ascomycota, Leotiomycetes, Helotiales, Erysiphaceae.